AUGCAAUCCGCCGCGGCGGCCGCGCCCUCCGCCCUGCCGCACAGCGUCUUCCCCAAGGACUCCCGCCCGCUCCCGUGCCUCCUCCUCACCUCCCUACUGCUGCUGCUGCUGACCCUCCACCUCCUCGCCUCCUCCUCCUCCACCGCCCCCUCGCCGCCUCCUCCACCACAACCCCGCCUCGCGCCGCUCCCCUCCGCAGCCUCCGCGGGCCCCGCGCCGCCCUCGCUAGCGUUCCUCCUCACGGGAUCCGCGGGCGAUGCAGACCGCCUCCAGCGGCUUCUCCUCGCCACCUACCACCCCCGCAACGUCUACCUCCUCCUGCUCGACCGCGCCGCCUCCGCGGACGACCGCGCACGGCUCGCUCGCAGCGCGCGGGCUGCCCCCGGCCGCGCCAACGUCCAUGUCGUCGGGGACCCCGGGUUCGCCAACCCGCGCGGGGCCUCCGCGCUCGCCGCCACGCUGCACGGCGCCGCGCUGCUGCUGAGGGUCGACCGGGGCUGGGACUGGUUCGUGCACCUCGACGCCGAUGAGUACCCGCUUGUGACACCCGAUGACCUCCUGCAUGUUUUUUCAUACCUACCGAAGGAUCUCAACUUCAUUCAGCAUACUAGCUAUAUUGGUUGGAAGGAGGAAAGACAAAUAAGGCCAAUCAUCGUUGAUCCUGGUCUAUAUCUCUCAUCCAGGAAUGACAUUUUUUAUGCCACCCAAAAGCGUGAUCUGCCAAAUGCUUAUAAACUGUUUACAGGCUCUUCGUCUGUUAUCCUUUCUCGGAAAUUAAUUGAAUAUUGUAUUGUUGGUAUGGAUAAUCUGCCAAGAACUCUGCUGAUGUACUACACUAACAUGCCCUUGCCACACAGGAAGUAUUUUCAGACAGUUCUUUGCAACUCCCCUGAAUUCAACAAGACUGUAGUUAACCAUGAUCUGCACUAUUCAACAUGGGAUGCUCAUUCCAAAAACGAGCCACGCCUACUGACUAUAGAUGAUGUAGAAAAUAUGACCGAUAGUGGUGCAGCCUUUGGGACUAGAUUUCCGAAAGAUGAUCAUGUGCUUGAUCACAUUGAUGCUGAAAUUUUACACCGCCUUCCUGGAGAGCCAGUUACAGGAGGAUGGUGCAUAGGUGUUGGCCAUGACAGUCCAUGCGACAUUUCAGGUAACCCAGAUGUUCUUAGACCUGGGCCUAAAGCUAUAAAACUUGCUAAGUUCCUUGCUGAAAGGCUGUCAUAUCAGAACUUUUAUGGCCAUCAAUGUAUAUGGGAUUGA
Miscanthus lutarioriparius is the source of this 1260-nucleotide messenger RNA. Lineage: Eukaryota; Viridiplantae; Streptophyta; Magnoliopsida; Poales; Poaceae. The record is from the annotation of a GenBank genome assembly.